AUGAUAUCAUGGGCAGCCUAUUCGGGCUUUUCAAUGAAGACUACCACAUUCUUUUCAAAAGAAGUUUUCCCAGAUGAUAAUAAUAAAGGUUUAUGCUUUGGAUUGCUUGUGAGCGCUGUAGUUUACACAUUAGCAUUUAUGUAUGGUGCAGUACAUGAAAAAAUAGUCAAAACCUUAGGAUCAAAAAUGACUUAUUUUGUAUUUCACUUUUUAAUGUUUGGAUGCCUAUUUGGAAUAUUAUUUACAAAAAACAAAUGGAUAUUGAUGGCGUUGAUGGCACCAAUUGGCAUUGCAUCAACAGUUUUCAAUACAAUUCCUUAUUCUAUUAUAUCAGCCUCUUCUCCACCACAAUCCCUAGGUAAGAAUAUUGGUGCCCUUAAUGUAUUUAUUGUUCUUGGCCAGCAGACUGCAAAUCUUGUUAUAAUCGCAGUUGGAUCGAUUUACAAGAAAUGGAAUUGGCUAAAUCAAAGAGUUGGUGAAAACCAAGCAUAUGUUAGCUCUGGUGUUGUAGCUAGUGCGAUUUCAUGCUUUUUAUCUUUUUGGAUUAUUGAUCCAAGUAGCGAAGAUGCUACAAUUUCGAUUGUAAGUUCUGAAGAUGAUUACGAACAAAUCAAUUGA
Trichomonas vaginalis G3 is the source of this 618-nucleotide messenger RNA. Its product is annotated as sucrose transmembrane transporter protein. NCBI's taxonomy places the organism in Eukaryota, Parabasalia, Trichomonadida, Trichomonadidae. The transcript has a single exon. Gene Ontology annotation, molecular function: sucrose:proton symporter activity. Bases 1 to 618 code for a protein of 205 amino acids. The record is from RefSeq and is a predicted model, not a curated record. Gene Ontology annotation, cellular component: membrane.